AUGGAAAUUAUAGAACCCAAAUUCGUGUUAAAGAAUUCUAAUAAUUCGAAACUUUCAUCAAAAAAUGUUUUCUAUAAUAAUUUUGACGGAAGUUCUGAUGAUUUAUCGGAGGUGUCAAAUAUUACAUCAUUCAAUCAAAAUCAUAUCAACUUGACAAAUAGAUUCAUUGAUGAAGUUAAACAUCUGGCUCGUUCAGAUUCUGAAGGAACGCUUGUGAACCCUGAAUUCGAUUUUUGCGACACAGACCUUGACGAAAGUGACGAGAAUUAUUCAACUUGCAGUGUACUUGACACAAGAGAAAGUAAAUUGCGCAAAUCUUUUUGUAAGUCACGUAUUUGUAACGAGGAACACAUGGACGAAAAUCUGGAACCGAAAGAGGAGCAACUUGACGAUGGCACAUCCUAUGGUCCUCAACUUAUCAAUAAUGAAUCGAUCAUGUUAAUUUGCAUAAUAUCAAUUGGUUCAUACAUAAUUGGAUACUUUGGGUUUACUUUCAUAUGGAUCAUCCUUAUGUUAUACCAAUCUGUAGUCUGGUAUAUGAAUAUGACCCAAGAUCUCACUGAAAGGGUUCGUUGGGAGAUUAAAAGAGAGAUGGCUUCGAAUCAGCGUGCGACUUAUAUUGAAUCGUUCGAGAUUGGUCAGAUAGCCCCAAGAAUAGAAAACAUAAAGAUUUUACCAAGACGUGAAAAUGAUGACGACGAAGAUAUGGUGAUCGGUGAGGCAACAAUCUCUUUUCGAGCUAGAUCUUCGGGAAAGCCUCAGGACGCACCACCACACAUUCUUGCGUGGAUAAAAACCGGAAUAUCGGCGAUCGUUCCAUUGAAAGUGGAGUUGAUUGGAUUUGUGGCCUCGAUUCAUUUUGAAAUAAAGAUCACCGGAUCGUCACCAUUCGUUUCUACCGGAAAGUUUAGCUUCCUAAAUUUCCCUACUUACGAGACGAGUAUAAUGCCGCUGAUUCCGAUGAAUGUGGCCCAGUUUCCUCUCAUGAAACAAUUCAUCCGUAAUGCCGUGCAGAUGGUGCUGGAAGGUUUCACGUAUCCGAAGUUCGUAGCCAUGGACUUGGCAGAACUACUGACUGGUGAUGGUUUGGUGCAUGACACUCAGGCCAUUGGAAUAAUGAGAGUUGAUGUCAUUCAAGCCAGGGACUUGGCCAAAAUGGAUGUUUCAGAACUCGACAUUGUCGAUGAACACAUCAAAUUCAAGUUAAACGUGAUGGACUGGGAUCGAUUCACUCCUGAUGAUCCCAUAGGAGCUGUCUGGAUUGAUAUCAAGGAUGCCAUUGGAAACGGGGAGCAUGAGGUGAAAAUUUUCGAUAGCUGGUCAGAUCUUCACAUGAAGCCUAAUGAUCGCGAAACGCGUGGAAAGCUGCGGUUUCGACUUAAGUAUUACCCCAAAUUGCCUAAUGGCGUUGAGCCCUCCCCUGAUCAAACCUCUGGAAUCCUUGGACUCAAGAUUCAUCAAGCCAUGAGUUUACAAGUUACGGCUGCUCCGUAUAACAAAAAGUCCGAAGUAGUAAUGCCGGCAACCCAACUUUUGUGGGAAAUUCCAUCUCGAUAA
Molecule: messenger RNA, 1557 nt
Organism: Acaulospora colombiana
Lineage: Eukaryota; Fungi; Glomeromycota; Glomeromycetes; Diversisporales; Acaulosporaceae
Source: the annotation of a GenBank genome assembly